AUGAAUUAUUCGUAUAAUUAUGAAUAUGGUGAGGAUCCAACAGAAAGCGCUCCAUCUGCUGGUUUUGCAACUGGUCAACAACAUCAUAGACGUACAGCUGCGGGUCAAAAUGAGUUAGAAGAAGGUUCCAGUCAUCAACAACACCACCACCAUCGAAAACAAAAUCCAAAUACUCAACCAUUUACUCAUCAAUAUGCUAAACCUAGAAAAGAUUUAUUUGUUGAUUUUGAAAAAAAACCAGUACCAUUUUUUAUACAACAUGAUGAACCAAAUAGAAGUAAAUAUCAAAGAUUAAUUAUUAAACAUGGUGGUUAUUUAGCUGAAGGAGGUGUUGAAAAUUUAGUUUAUUUAUCAAGUAGAGAACAUAUGGGAGGUUUUAUAAGAUUAAAUUAUAUUGAUGAAUGUAUAAAACAUGGUCAUUUAUUAAGUACUCAAGAUUAUAUAAUUCCUUCAUUAACUGAAGAUGCUGAACCAAUGAUUGAUGUCUUGGGGUUAGGUCAUAAUGAUAAUCAAAAUAAUUCAAAUGGUUUAAAUCAAUAUAUUAAUGAACAACAACAACAAGUUCAUGAACAACAUCAACAAGCUCAUGAGCAAGCCCAACAGCAACAACAACAAGCUCAAAAUCAUCAACAACAACAGGAAGAACAAGAGCAAUCUCCACCACCAAAAUUAGAGCCACCUGAACCAAGACCUUCACCAAAAAGAAGAACAGGAGCUCAAAAUAGAUUUACACCAGAAAAAGAUGAAUAUAUCUUAGAACAAGUUCGUAAAAAUCCAAAAUUAAGAACAUCUCAUGAAUUUUUUAAAAAAUUAGCAACAACAGAAAUGUUAAAUACUCAUACUGGUCCAUCAAUAAGAAGUCGUUAUCGUACAUAUUUAGAAAAAGAUUUAAAUUUUGUUUAUAAAACAGAUGAUAGAAAUAGAUUAAUUAAAGAUUCAAAUGGUGAAUUAAUUAAAGUUGAUUUAGAUCAAUUACCAGAAACUUUAAGAAAUAAAUAUACACCAGAAGAUGAUUUAGCAUUAUGUAUUGAAUCUGAAAAAUGGAGUAUUGAAAAUGCGGAAAAACAAAAUAUAAAAUUUGAUCCAUAUCCCAAAAAGUCAUUACCAUAUUCAUUUUUUAGUCAAAUGUAUAGAAAAUAUCCAAGACAUACAUUAAGUUCAUGGAGAGAUAGAUAUAGAUAUUUUAUAAGUGAUGGUACAAUACCUGAAUACAAGAAAUAUUAUGAAGAAUGUAAAAAAUCAGGUGAAAAACCAAAAUGUUUGAAAAGAAUUCCUCAACAUUUAAUUAAAUUUAAUGAAAAUAUUGAAGAAUUGAAAAAAGAUGUUAUUUCAAGAGAAAGUAGAUCAGCAGAUAGAAUUGCAAAAGAUCAAGAAGAAAAUGUAAAACAACAACCACAAUCACCACAAAAACAAAAACAACAAACUCCACAAACUGAAAGUAGUAUAGAUGAAGAUAUUUUAUUUGUUCAAGAAGCUGAAGGUAAAGCUAAACUUGAUAUUGCAAAAGCUGAAAAACAAGAUUUAUUGAAAAAGGAUCAAGAAAUUCAAGAAGAAUCUGAAUCUGCUUUAGAUGAAGAAAUUGGUGAAUUAAAAAGUUCAAAUAUUGAUGAUGCUUUAGGUAAACAAGAACAAGAACAAGAAGAACAAGAAGAACAGGAAGAACAAGAAGAACAGGAAGAACAAGAAGAACAGGAAGAACAAGAACAAUACCAAGAAGAACCAGAACAAGAAGCAGGACCAGAAGUAGAACCACAAGAAGAACAACAACAACAAGAUGAACAUAUUACGGAAGAUCAUAUUGAAGUCCCUAAAUUAAAUAUGAUUGAUCCAUUUGAAGAUGAUGAAUAUGAAGAUGAUGCAGGUUUAGAUCUUGAUGAUAUUUCAUCACCACCAAAAAAGAAAAGAAAAAUUGAUGAAUCAAUUGAAGAUGAAAUUAUUGAUUCUAGUGGUAAAUCUAUUGAAGUAGAAGUUGAAAUAAAUGAACAAAAUGUGGAAGAAGAAGAAAAUGAAGAUGAUGAUGAUGGGCUUAGUAGUGAUGAUAAUGAAGAUCAAUUUUUCACAGCUCCUAAAAGUGGAACUCAAAAUCAAAAUUUAGCAAGUAGUUUAGAAAAACAAGAUGAUGAAAUUGAAAAUGAACUUGAACAAGAAGAAGUAGAAAAACAAGAAGAAAAAUUACAAGAUCAAAUACCAUCUCAAAUUCAACCACAAAUUCAACUGCAAACUCAACCACCGUCAGAUUUAACAACAACUUCAUCAUCAUCAGCACCAAUAAUAUUAAAAUAUUUAGAUCCAAAAACAAAAUUAAAUGAUACAAUAAAUGCAAAAGCAUUUUUUGAUUUUGCAGAUAUGCCAGAUCCAAAAGGAAUUUUAGAUAAACUUUUAUUAAUUCAAAAUUCUGAAGAUGGAGAAGAUAUUAAAACUAUUUAUGUAAUUUUAAAUCGUUUAGGUUUGAAUGAUAAUUUUAUAAGUCAUAUAAUUUAUUCAUGUUCUGCAGAAAUUGAAACUAUGAUAAAUUAUAUUAUAAAUUUUAUACAAAUUUUACAAGAAGCAGUAUUAAUUGAAGAACAACAAGAAGAAGAAAAUGAUAUUGAAAUUGAUUGGGAUGAAAAAUUUAUUGAUCCUUAUUUACCAAAACUGAAUAUUUUGGGAUUGUGGAAUUUACAAUUAGAUAAAAUUUUAAAUUCAAAACAAGAAAAAAGAUUAUUAAAAUUUAAAAGUUUUGAUGAAAUUGAAAAUAGAAAAAAAUUUAUUUUAUCUUGUUUAGAUGAUGUUGAUGAAAAUAGUAAUAAUUAA
This is a messenger RNA of Lodderomyces pseudojiufengensis, 2793 nucleotides long. RefSeq names its product DNA-binding transcription factor (gene RAP1). Gene Ontology annotation, cellular component: shelterin complex. The coding region runs from base 1 to 2793 and encodes 930 amino acids. NCBI's taxonomy places the organism in Eukaryota, Fungi, Ascomycota, Pichiomycetes, Serinales, Debaryomycetaceae. Gene Ontology annotation, biological process: telomere maintenance via telomere lengthening; regulation of DNA-templated transcription. The transcript has a single exon. Gene Ontology annotation, molecular function: telomeric repeat DNA binding. The record is from RefSeq and is a predicted model, not a curated record.